GCUUUUAUGUGAGCGCCGCACGCUGAAUCGCGCGCGCCCGCUGCCAUUUAGUCUUUUCCUGGUCUCGCGACGAGCGCGCGGAACGUGAAGCGCUUCACUAGUCUCACUACCGAGUCAGACUCCAGAAUACUCCAACCAUGGCUGAGAACGAUCCACAGGUUCAAUUUAAGCUGGUCCUCGUAGGAGACGGAGGCACGGGCAAGACCACCUUCGUGAAGAGACACUUGACGGGAGAGUUUGAGAAGAAAUAUGUGGCUACUUUGGGUGUUGAGGUCCAUCCCCUGGUCUUCCAUACCAACAGAGGAGCCAUCAAAUACAACGUGUGGGACACGGCCGGGCAGGAGAAGUUCGGCGGUCUGAGGGAUGGGUACUACAUUCAAGCUCAGUGUGCCAUCAUCAUGUUCGACGUGACCUCCCGAGUGACCUACAAGAACGUCCCCAACUGGCACCGCGACCUGGUCCGCGUGUGCGAGAACAUUCCCAUAGUGCUGUGCGGCAACAAGGUGGACAUCAAGGACAGAAAGGUCAAAGCCAAGAGCAUCGUGUUCCACCGUAAGAAGAACCUACAGUACUACGACAUCUCCGCCAAGAGUAACUACAACUUCGAGAAGCCGUUCCUGUGGCUGGCGCGGAAGCUGAUCGGCGAUCCGAACCUGGAGUUCGUGGAGAUGCCCGCCCUCGCCCCGCCCGAAAUCGCCAUGGACCCGUCACUCGCCGCACAGUACGAGCAUGACCUGAAAGUGGCGUCAGAAACAGCUCUCCCAGAUGAGGACGAUGACCUAUAACCUGUUACCCUCUCAUUUUGUUUUCGUUCUCCCCCCCCCCCCCCCCCCCCCUCCCAACCGUCUUGUGGCUGUCCUGUGGCAGCAGGAGUUCGGACCCCCCCCCCCCCCUUUACCCCAAAAUACCCCCCUUCCUUACUGUAAACCCCCCCCAGCGCAGAUUAUUUUUAUUUUUCGACUCGUUUUGUGUUUGACUGAAUUAAAAAAAAAAAAAAAAGUUUUGUUGUGCUUCUCGAUGUUCGACGUAGAAAAUGUUCAUCUUGAUGCAGAUUUAAUACGACACACACACACACACACACACUAGCGUUCACUCACAUAUUCCAGUGCUUAUUCUGUCUGGCUCUGAGCACUUAGAGAAAUUGUUUGAAUAAAAACAUUCAGUACA
This is a messenger RNA of Trichomycterus rosablanca, 1167 nucleotides long. It is a transcript of the gene ran, whose product is annotated as RAN, member RAS oncogene family. Lineage: Eukaryota; Metazoa; Chordata; Actinopteri; Siluriformes; Trichomycteridae. The record is from RefSeq and is a predicted model, not a curated record. Gene Ontology annotation, cellular component: cytoplasm; nucleus. Bases 138 to 785 code for a protein of 215 amino acids. Gene Ontology annotation, biological process: ribosomal subunit export from nucleus; protein import into nucleus. The transcript is spliced from 7 exons. Gene Ontology annotation, molecular function: GTPase activity; GTP binding.